AUGUUUUCGUUGUCUGUGUGCGAUCAAGUUCGCUUCAAGACUAAAAAAGGUGUUGUGUUUACUUCUUUGCCGGUGUAUGUGGAGUUUGGGAAAAUAACUAAAGGUGAUAAAAAUAGCAAAUACGUGAACAGUAGUGAUUGGUAUAAACUGAAUUCCGGAGACUGGGAUACAAGACAGGUGGCUUCACCAACAGAUUUACUACAUGCUGUAAUAGCCCUCUACAACACAUGCUUACCAGAUGCCACAGUACAGUCAUUAUACAGAACUGUAUGUGCUGAAGGCACGAAAACACUCUUGUUACUUCGAGACACUUCCGAAAUCUUGCAAGAAUGGGAAAGUCACCACCUGCCGAGCUCUGCGAGUCAAUCCAGGGAAGAUUCCUUAGGAGAAAUCAACAAUAAUCCUGCUCUAAACCAAACAACCAAUGACACACUGAAAGAAAAGACAACCAGCAACGAAAGCUCAGCUGACGAAAACUGCGAAAAACAAGAUGACGAUCGAACACGAGACAUUGUGACAUCAACAUGUAACUCCGCCAGAUCCACGCCAGACAGAGAAUUCGACAACCAGCAGCAUUCCACCCCCAAAAUUGAAAAUUCCUCCAGAACUACGCCGACAAUAACUACGACCAAUCUAACCGAAGGGCAUUUGGGGGAAGAUUGGAGACCUUGGACACCAAAGACGAAUAAUAAUUAUUUGGAAAGAUUCCGACCUGUAGACAACAGUCCGGAGAAAGUGCUCAGUCCUUUGAUACAGACUUCCAAAAACCGAAACUUGCCCCCUCCAGCUCCACAGAGUGAAAGCAGCCGUGGAGACCCCGGAGAAAUACCUGUGGAAUCCCCUUUCUCAGAUGUCUUCAGUGAUUCGGGAGAUGAGUCAGAAACUGGAAGUGAUAUGGAAGAAGAUGACGAUCACGAGGAUUUCUCCAGAGGUUUGGAUGCAUUCCUGAGGGCAGUGGUAGCCCGCAAAAAAGAACGACGGGUGGCUCUGGAGAGGUACUCGUUACAGUCUACGCAUGUGGGCAUAGAACACCGUCUCAUUGCCGCAGCCACGUUCAACAAGAACUACAGAAUUCCGGGAACUAGAGUUGUGUACCUUUCACUCCUUACUGUGAGGAAACGAUUUCGUCGAUGUGGCAUUGGUAAAUUCAUGUUGAAGAAACUAAAAAGCCCUUCACAAGUGGGACCAUAUGAUGCCCUUGUAGUGAGAGCUGAUCCAGUAGCUUUGAACUUCUUCCUCAGAAACAGCUUUACUGAUGAUUUAAUACUAAACAGUCGCUUCAGGGAACUGGAAGUGGAUGGCUGCCCAAAAGGCACUCUCCUCUGUUAUUUACCUCCAUUCGACGGUCAUUAUCCUCCACUUCCAGGAGCCCAAGAAUGGAAUAGUGCUGAUGCAAUGGUAGCAAUGGAGGAAGAAGUAGAAAAAUGGAGACAAAAGAGCUUAGAAGCCUAUCAGACUCAAGUGACCUGCUUGACAAGAUUACAGCAAGAAGUUCUCAGGCUGCAUAAUUUGCUGAGGAGGCAAGAUUCCACAAUACAGUUCCUGAAAAAAGAAAAUCAAAGGCUCCAAGGCAGACUAACAAAAGUUGAGAGGAAUUCGGCACAAGCACUGAUAGAUGUUUUAGAAAAAGAAGCAGCAGACUUCGAGCGUUUUUGUACCAUCCAGUAUCAGAAUACCGAAGCAAGAUGA
This is a messenger RNA of Uloborus diversus, 1689 nucleotides long. RefSeq lists its product as uncharacterized. The record is from RefSeq and is a predicted model, not a curated record. The transcript is spliced from 13 exons. Lineage: Eukaryota; Metazoa; Arthropoda; Arachnida; Araneae; Uloboridae. The coding region runs from base 1 to 1689 and encodes 562 amino acids.